AUGGAGGAACAGUCGCACAGUACUUCAAAAUCCUGGACUGAUCAGCAAUCUACAACUGCAGCUCCUAUCGGAAGUCGUUGCUCGUCUGUUCCGUCAGGACUUUUCUCUAUUGGAUGUUCGAAUAAAUACAUUAAGUGCUCCAAUGGUGCUGCAAUCGUUCGUUCUUGUGGAGGAAAUCUGUUUUUCGACCAGGAGAAACAAUGCGAUUAUAAAGAUCAAGGAUGCGAUUAUAAAGAUCAAGUGAUCGCCAAGAUUGUUGUUACUCAGCCAGCUGAUGAUGAAACAACUUAUUCUCAUGGAGAACCACCAAAUGACAUUCAAACUACAACCAUUUCUUCAGUAGGAGAUCAACGCGCUUUUGUGUCUUCUGGUCUAUACUCUAUUGGUUGCUCGCAGAAGUACAUCAUGUGUUCGAAUGGAGCUGCUAUCACUCGUUUUUGCGAUGGAAUAUUGUAUUUCAAUAAAGCUAAACGAGCUUGCAGUUCAAAAUGA
Messenger RNA from Caenorhabditis remanei, 492 nucleotides. RefSeq lists its product as uncharacterized. The coding region runs from base 1 to 492 and encodes 163 amino acids. The transcript is spliced from 2 exons. Gene Ontology annotation, molecular function: chitin binding. Gene Ontology annotation, cellular component: extracellular region. The record is from RefSeq and is a predicted model, not a curated record. NCBI's taxonomy places the organism in Eukaryota, Metazoa, Nematoda, Chromadorea, Rhabditida, Rhabditidae.